This is a messenger RNA of Saprolegnia diclina VS20, 257 nucleotides long. RefSeq lists its product as hypothetical. The transcript has a single exon. The coding region runs from base 51 to 257 and encodes 68 amino acids. NCBI's taxonomy places the organism in Eukaryota, Oomycota, Saprolegniomycetes, Saprolegniales, Saprolegniaceae. The record is from RefSeq and is a predicted model, not a curated record.
GCGCCAAGUCCGACGACGUCAAGGCGCAGCUGCCGCAGUUUACGGCCUACAUGGACCAACGCGACUUUCAUUGCCCGACCUUGACAGUCAAGGAGACGCUCGAGUUUGCUCAUGCGUGCAGCGGCGGUGCCGCCGUGCCCCAGCGCGUCCUCGACUCGCUUGAGAACGGCUCGCCCGAAGAGAACGCACAGGCCAAGGCUGUGAUCCAGUCGGUGUCACAUGUACUAAAAGCACCUGUAGUCAUCGCAACACCUUGA